Messenger RNA from Eruca vesicaria subsp. sativa (arugula), 1627 nucleotides. The record is from the annotation of a GenBank genome assembly. NCBI's taxonomy places the organism in Eukaryota, Viridiplantae, Streptophyta, Magnoliopsida, Brassicales, Brassicaceae.
AUGUCAAUCUUCCUCUGUUUCCUCUUCCUCUUUCCCCUAAUCUUGAUCCUCUUGCAAAAUUUUAAACCCUCUAAAUGGAAUCUUCCUCCGGGCCCACUAAAGCUUCCCAUCAUCGGAAACUUACACCAACGCCGAGAGCUACAUCCAAGGAACCGUCGGAACCUCACGCAAAAGUAUGGCCCAGUGGUGCUUCUCCGCUUCGGAUUCGUCCCCGUGGUCGUGAUCUCAUCUAGAGACGCAGCAGAGGAAGUGCUCAAGACCCAUGACCUAGAGUGUUGUACCCGACCAGAGACUGUCGGGACCAGGACAAUCUCUUACAACUGCAAAGGCAUAGGGUUCAUGCCUUACGGUGAGGAGUGGAAGGCGUUGAGAAAGCUCGCUGUUAUCGAGCUCUUCAGCACGAAGAAGCUACAGUCUUUUAGGUAUAUCAGAGAGGAAGAGAGUGACUUGUUAGUCAAGAAAAUAUCUGAAUCUGCUUCGAACCAAUCUCUAGUGAAUUUGAACAAAACCCUUUUCACCUUUGUCGCUAGUAUAAUCUGUAGGCUAGGGUUCAGGUUGAAUCUUCAAGACUGUGAGUUCAUAGAUGAAGAUAGCAUCGCAGAGUUUGUGCAAAAGUGUGAAUCCGUCACGAGGACGUCUAUGUUCUCUGACUUCUUCCCUGGAAGAUUCGGUAGAUUCAUCGAUAGAAUCUCUAGUCAGAACAAGAGACUAGAGAGUAUAUUCUCUGAAGUUGACAGUUUCCUUCAGAAUAUUCUUGAUCAUCAUCUUAAGCCUGGAAGAAGUGUUGGAGAGAGCUCUGAUAUUAUAGACGCCAUGAUCAAGAUGAUGAGGAAUCAAGACGAAGAUGGAGACUCUUUCAAGCCGACCACAGAUAAUCUCAAAGGAAUGAUAUCGGACAUAUUUAUAGCAGGAGUUAACACAAGCGCCUCCACAAUGAUAUGGGCAAUGACUGAGCUCAUCAGAAACCCUAGAGUGAUGAAGAAAGUCCAAGACGAGAUUCGGACAACACUCGGAAACAAAAAAGAGAGAAUCACAGAACAAGAUGUUACCAAACUUCAUUACUUCAAGCUAGUGGUUAAAGAGACAUUGAGGUUACACCCAGCAGCUCCACUUUUGCUUCCAAGAGAGACACUGACUCACAUCAAGAUCCAAGGCUAUGAUAUUCCCGCAAAAACUAAGAUCUUGAUCAACGCUUACGCGAUUGCACGUGAUCCAGAACUUUGGACAAAUCCAGAUGAGUUUAACCCUGACAGGUUUCUUGAUAGUUCUGUAGAUUACAAGGGAUUGAACUUUGAGCUUUUACCGUUUGGUUCUGGUAGGAGAAUUUGUCCAGGGAUGGCAUUGGGGGUUGCCAUGGUUGAAUUGGGAUUGUUGAACUUGCUUUACUUCUUUGACUGGGGGUUGCCUGAGAAUGAAGAAGCCGACAAGAUCAUUACCGGAAAUGAAGUUGCUCUUGACCUCUUUCAAGUUCUUCACCACUAAAAUGUGUUUUUUUUUUUAUAUUUGUAACAACUUAAUAUUGGUUACUGAAUGUUUUCAUUAGUGUUUCAAAAAAAAAAAUGUUUCAUUAAGAAUCAUAGGGUCUAUUAUUCUUAAUCAGUUGUAAGUCUUCUAUUAUGGUUAAGUC